Messenger RNA from Rhagoletis pomonella (apple maggot), 1059 nucleotides. RefSeq names its product putative cyclin-dependent serine/threonine-protein kinase DDB_G0272797/DDB_G0274007. The record is from RefSeq and is a predicted model, not a curated record. NCBI's taxonomy places the organism in Eukaryota, Metazoa, Arthropoda, Insecta, Diptera, Tephritidae. The coding region runs from base 1 to 1059 and encodes 352 amino acids. The transcript has 2 exons.
AUGGCGAAGAGGUUGGAAGAGGUAGCUGGUGUGCCAACCAACCAACCACCAACUAAUGAACAAGAACCAAUCAUCGCAACGGCAUCCCAUAAUCAACAAACAACGCGUUGCAGCUCGAACAGCUGCAGCAAUCAUCAAAACACACACAGGCGUAUAAUCGCACAUACGGUGCACCAACAGCAACAACAACACGCGCAACCACUAAUUGGUCGCGGCGGACUUCGCCAACCCAGCUCACAAACACAAAUCUGUCGCGCUGUAGUGCGUUCCACAAAAACACCGGAAAAUCGUCACUCUGCACAACAGCUGCCCAAACGCGAGCGCUACUUCUAUCAAGUGAAUCCGCAGACGCGCUGCUACACCAUUUAUGAGCGUGUGCCAUAUUUUCGUUGGGAGCCACGCUUGAGCGGCGUCUACAACAGUCCCUAUCCACACUACAUACACUUGCCGCCGCAGCAGGGUGGCCAACCGGGCGAGCAGGGUAAGGAGCAACAUUUAUUGCCGCUGCCACCACUUAAGCCAGAACAGGCUCAGCUGUCGCAUUUGACUUCGCUGCUGGAGGAGGAAAAACACCAAAAACAUUUGCAACAGCAGGAAGGAUAUUCACAGCAGGCCUUUCAGCAGCAACAGCAAUUGCAACUACAACUACGGUUGGCACAUCACCAGCAGCAGCAGCAUCAGCUGCAACAUCAACAACUACAACACCAACAGCUGCAACAGCUACAACACCAACACUUUCAGCCACAACACCACCAGCAGCCACAAUUUCAAUAUUCGCCAGCGCCUGUCAUCAGCGCCGCUUCGCCAACUUCUUACGACGCUUACGAGUAUCAACAAUCGCCCGCGCAGUUGCCACAUUAUUCGCAGCCCGCCCAGCUGCAGCAACCGCAAAUAUUGUCGUCGUCGGCUUUGUCACCACAUCUGCCGCCAGCGUUAACCUCAUCCGUGUCGCCGUGUCCGCAAGAGUACAGUAGCGCGCCAGGUCCAGCUGGAAAUAUAUUUUACAACUGCAAGUGCCACGAAAGCUUCUUGCCAUACAAGCAGCUACCACCGAACUAA